This is a messenger RNA of Clupea harengus (Atlantic herring), 7399 nucleotides long. It is a transcript of the gene kcp, whose product is annotated as kielin cysteine rich BMP regulator. Gene Ontology annotation, molecular function: protein binding. The transcript has 51 exons. The record is from RefSeq and is a predicted model, not a curated record. Lineage: Eukaryota; Metazoa; Chordata; Actinopteri; Clupeiformes; Clupeidae. Gene Ontology annotation, cellular component: extracellular region. Bases 476 to 7342 code for a protein of 2288 amino acids.
AGGGAGAGAGAGGCGUGGGGGAAUCCAGGUCAUCCUAGCAUCGCAGAGGUGCGUGUCUGAUGGACAGCCUUUAACUGCGGACUCAGAAUUUCCCCCUCUGUGUUGCGGAGAGCUUUUGAGUUCUGCGCGGACCGAGAGGGCAGAGAAAACUUGUUUGAAAAACAAACCGGAACUGGGUCUUCCGCUGAACGCGAUAACCGCUCGCGACACUCUCCCGUCUGCGCGUUCCUCCAGAUGUUUUGCGUCUCGCGGGGGAAUUAAUUGGUCUUUUAAAAAAGGAGAACGCGCUCUGUGGCAUGUCUGACUGAGCUCUUACACGGCUACCCGCUCGCGCUGAACCGAUUGACAUGGAAUUAAUUUAAUUGGUUGCUCACACCAACAGGAGGAGAAAAGAAGAAAGGGACGAAAGAAAGUGAGAGAGAACGUUCGGUAAAUGUUCGUUAGUGAGUCGAGUCGUUGAGUCCGGCGCGUGAGAAUGGAGUUGGUCGCGUUCCUGCCGCUGCUCUUUGUCAGGAUGAGUUUGUUUGCGCUCUGGAAUGCGAGCCCCUCGCGACAGACCCAGCGCGAGGAAUACAACAGCGAGAACGUGAUUGAUCUGCUGGAGGCGUUGAACGUGACCCGUGGGGGAGUAAGGGGCGUGUCAAAGGUCAAAGGGCCGGAGGCGGGGCUUGUGGCGUGGCGUUUCCGCUCGCGGACCCCCCACCUGAUGUUGCCACGGGAACACGCCCUCUACCUGCUAAGCUCCGCCCACGGCUCACUGGGCCUGCACCUGAUUGGCCAGCAGGCUCGUCAAACCACGGCAACGCUGCUGUCGCUGAUGUCACACGGGCAGACAUUGCUCCGCCUCGUCUCUUGCACACGCUCAAACACACUCCGCCUGGAGUACCCCACACACACACACACACACUCAGACACACACACACACACACACUCUCACUCAGACACACACACACACUCCCUGCUGCUGCCAGGGGGGUCUCCCUUCAGCGGCGGGGGCUGGGUGCAGCUGGCUCUGGGGCUGGAGGCCCAUAGGGUGGCCCUGUUCAUCAACUGCAGGGAGGAGGAGGUGGUGGAGCUGUCGCAGCCUGAUGAGGUCAUCAACCUGCGACUGCCAAUGGACCUGCAGGUGACCUUUGCCAGUGAUGCAGAGGAUCCCAACAGCAAGUUCAGCGGUUCCUGGCAGACUGCAGAGAUGUCCACCCGCGCGUAUCAGAGCCGUCCGUGGACCUGUCCCAAUCUAACAGAACCUCUCCCUCCUCCUACUCCAAGAAGUGAGAUGCUUCAGACUGAGGGGUCCAUAUCUCCCAUCAUGCUCUUGGAUGAAAGAGUGGGCGUGGCUAAUGACCAGCCCCAGCGAGUCGUCCUCGGGGCACCAGGAAGACGAGCGCAGUCUCCGACACACACAUCGGCAAACGCAGAAACACUCCCACAAACACUCCCACUCACACACACACACACACUCACACACACCAGCCACGGAGAGCGCAUCGGCCGCCUUGAGGAGCGGCUAGAUGGAGUUAACACCAUGCUGGAGAUGCUGAAGAACCAGAACGUGGAGCUGGCUGAGCGUGUGCGGUCCCUGGAGGAGUGUGAGUGUGUGAAGCGUGUGUGUGUGUGGGAAGAUGCUGAAGUCGAGUCUGGGAAGAGUUGGGAGACUGACACACACUCUCUGUGCACCUGCACCAACGGACAGGUUCACUGCUCCACUCCAUACGAGUGUGUGUAUGAUGGCAAAACCUACAGGGCUGGUGAGGAGUUUCAACCGGACAGUUGUUCCUCAUGUGUGUGCAAGAGUGGUCAGAUGAACUGCAUUAGGGUGAGCUGUUCUUCACUCUCCUGUCGAGACCAGUAUAUACCAGACAGGGAGUGCUGUCCUGUCUGUCGCUCAGGCUGUGAGUAUGAGGAGGUAUGGUAUGAGAACGGAGAUGUGUUUGUGUCGCCGGGCAACCCCUGUCUCAACUGUUCCUGCACUAAUAAUCUGGCGAAGUGUGUUCCCAUCCAAUGCUCUCGUCCUCGCUGUUCAAACCCUUUCCAACCCUUAGGAGAGUGUUGUCCUACCUGUACAGCCUGUGACCUGGAGGGCCGACCCGACAACAACACCAUAAUCAGCACGCUUGAUGGAUGCCAGACCUGCGCUUGCCAGAACGGGGCGGUGUCCUGUGACGUGAUCCAGCGCUGCACUCAGCGGUGUGUUGAUGAGGGUCUGUGUUGCGCUCAUCAGCCCGGUCUCGUCCUGCUGGAUGGAGUCGCCUUCCCAGACCCACGAGACAGCUGCAGGCGCUGCGUCUGCACGAAGGGGGACGUGGUGUGUGCAGGUGUGUCUUGCCCAACUCUGGACUGCUCUCUGGUAGAAACAGUUGGAGGAGCCUGCUGCCCACGAUGCAGAAGUUGUGUGUUGGAUGGUAUCUGGCAUGAGCAUGGUUCACAGUGGAAACAUCCAGACAACCCCUGCAGUGUGUGCACUUGUGCGGAGGGGCAAGUUCGCUGUGAGAGGCGUGACUGUAACCCCCCCUGCCCCUACCCGUCCAGUCCCCGCCCCGGAACAUGCUGCCCUGUCUGCAUUGGUUGUGGUGUAAAUGGACUGGAUUUCUUAAAUGGUGACCGUGUGCCAAGUGGAGAUCGAUGUGAGGAGUGUGUUUGUGCGAAUGGUGACCUGCGCUGUAAGCCCCUCCCCUGCCCUGCCACACCCUGUGCUCGUCCAAUCAAGCGGCCCAGAGAGUGUUGCCCACGUUGUGAGCAGUGUGAGUAUGAAUCACAGGUGUAUGCUGAUGGCCAGAGCUUUCCAUCCAGAACGGAUCCCUGUGUGAGCUGUCACUGCUCGGCAGGAGAGGUGGUAUGUGAUCGCUUGGACUCUCAGUGUCCUGAUGUCCGCUGCAGCCACCCAGCUAAACCACAUGGACACUGCUGUGCAUCCUGUGAGAUGUGUGAGUAUGAGCGGCAACUGUAUGCAGAUGGGGAGGUGUUUAAUCCACCAGGAAGUGGACCAUGUGCUCAGUGCACCUGCAAGAGAGGAAGUGUGAGAUGUCAUAAGCAGAGGUGUCCUCCUGUCCCUUGUGCUAAUCCCAUCAGGGACCCACAACUCUGCUGCCCUGUUUGCAAAGUGUGUUUACAGGACGGUGUGGAGCUGGAGGAGGGCUCUGAGUGGGAGAGGGACUGUAACAGGUGUGUGUGUCAGGACGGAGAGGUAGUGUGUCGCUCCGCACACUGCCCCCCAGUCACCUGCCAGCACCCCACCAAAAUGAACGGUGAUUGCUGUGUUUCGUGCGAGCGGUGCUCCUAUAAUAAUCGUAUCUAUGAGAACGGCCGAACAUUCACUGACCCUGAGGAUGCCUGUCACAGGUGCAUGUGCCAGGAUGGUACAGUGGAGUGCACAGUGAUUGACUGUCCCCGGCUCACCUGCUCGAACCCCUCUAAACCCCCGGGACAGUGCUGCCCUCGAUGCCAAGACUGUAAUUUCGAGAAGCGUGUGUUUGUGAACGGAGAGCAGUUCCCCAACCCUCUGCAGCCGUGUCAGGAGUGUGUGUGUGUGGACGGAGUGGUGGACUGUAAGACACACCAGUGCCCCACGCCAACCUGCCAUAACCCGCUACCAGCCUCCUGCUGCCAGAACAACUGCAAUGGUUGUAGUUAUGCAGGUAAAGAAUAUCCCAAUGGAGCUGAGUUCCCUCACCCAACAGACAAGUGCAGAACUUGCCACUGCAUAAAUGGCAAUGUUCGUUGUCUGAUGAAGAGAUGCCCAGCUCUUCACUGCAUCGAGCCUGUCAGUGUACCGGGAGAGUGCUGUCCCCAGUGUCCAGCACCUCCUGCUAACUGUGUGUACGUGGGUCAGACAUACAUGCACACCCAACGCUUCUACCACCCCACUGACAGCUGUCAGUCAUGUUCCUGCACCAAUGGGACGGUGAGCUGCGUGCGUAAGCCCUGCCCACCAGCCCUGUGUGUGCACCCCAUUCAGCAAGACUGCUGUCGCACGUGUGACGGCUGCAUGUAUGACGGGACAGAGCACCCAAACGGGGGGGUGUUUGCGGACGUGUCGGACCCGUGUGGGGUGUGUGUGUGUCGGGAGGGAACGGUGGCGUGUGAGAGGAAGAGGUGCCCUCUGGUCACCUGCCCCCACCCCAUACAGAGAGAGUGCUGUCAGAACUGCGACGGUUGUCUGUACGUUGGAGUGGAGUACCAGAGUGGCCAGGAGUUUCCGGCCCCGGCGUCCCGGUGCAGUGUGUGUGUGUGUGUGAACGGUCGAGUCACCUGUAGCCCUAAGCCAUGCUACAACCCUGGCUGCACACACCCAGUAACACUGCCAGGACACUGCUGUCCGGUGUGUGAUGGCUGUUUCUAUGACAACGCAGUGAUGUUGAAUGGGCAGGGGUUCCCAGAUGCAAGAGACUCCUGCUCUGAAUGCACCUGCCGGGCAGGCUCAGUGCAGUGUUUGAGGAGGGUGUGUCCUACAGCUCUAUGUCCCCACCCUGUUAGCGGCCCAUGUGACUGUCCCGUGUGUGAAGGCUGUGUGUUCCAAGGUGGGGUUUAUGCAGAUGGUCAGAGUUUUCCUGCCCCCAAAGCUGACUGUGACGUCUGCACAUGCUCAAGAGGCGGAGUGACCUGUGCUCCUCAAGUGUGUGCCAAGGUGUCGUGCCCUCACCCAGCGCUGGACCGAUGCUCGUGUGGAGUGUGUGAUGGUUGCCUGUUCCAUCAGCGUAACUGUGGCAACGGAGAACGCUUCCCGCAUCCUCAGGACCCCUGCCAGCGCUGCACAUGUCUGAAUGGCGGUGUGUCGUGUGUGUCACUCUCGUGUCCAGCGGUAGUGUGUGCCCAGCCGGUCACCCCGUCAGGAGAGUGCUGUCCCGCGUGCACAGGUGUGUGUGAGCACCUGGGACGAGUCCAUGACAGCAGGAGCACCUUCACACACCCCAACGACCGCUGCUCCACCUGUACAUGCCUAAAUGAAGUAGUAUCCUGUAAGAAGAAACCCUGUGGCAAGCAGUGCACACACUCUGUGGCCACGCGAGAUUGCUGUCCAGUGUGUGACGCGUGUGUGUAUGACGGCCGGGACUACACACACAAACAGAGCUUCACGCCCCGCGGGCGCCCGUGUGAGCGGUGUGUGUGUGUGAGCGGGAGUGUGACCUGCAGCCCUCGCUCCUGCCCCGUCCUCUCAUGCCCCAACACACACACACCACCUGGACACUGCUGCCCCGAGUGCAGAGUGUGUUCUCAGAAUGGGGUGAAGUACUCUGAGGGUCAGACGUGGAACCCUACAAGUGACCCGUGCCAGAAGUGCACGUGUGCCUUUGGUGAGGUUGUGUGUGUGGGUCCUCAGUGUCCUGCUCUGACCUGCACAAACCAGCUAACUGAUCCAGAUUCCUGCUGUCCUCACUGCAGAGGGUGUGUGUAUAAUGGCGUGGAGCACACAGAGGGCAGUGACUGGUUUGACUCGGGGUCCCCCUGCAUGUCCUGUAUGUGUGUGGAAGGGGUGACCACCUGCUCAGAGCUGCGCUGCCUCUCCCCCUGCACACACACCAUCAACGUCCCGGGAGAGUGCUGUCCAGUGUGUGCAGAUUGUAUUUAUGGCGACAAACUGUAUGGACCAGGAGACUCCUUCCACCCUGAAGAUGAUCCUUGCCAGAUCUGUGUUUGCGAGGUCAUGCCAGAUGGGGAGCAGCAUUUGCGUUGCAUCAGGAAACAGUGCCCCAGUCUGGUUGACUGUCCAAAGGAAAACAUCCUCUUCAGCUCUGAAUCAUGCUGCCCUGUGUGUGCACAACCCCUCAGUAACUGCACAGCGACGCUAAUUGGAAAUGAGGUUUUAGCUACAGACGAUCCCUGCUUCACAUGCCAGUGCAAGGACCUGACGUGGACGUGUAUCCAUCAGACGUGUGUUCCCCUCACCUGCCCCCCCCAUGAACAGUACACCCCCCCAGACUCCUGCUGCGCUGUCUGCGAUGAGUGCCUGAUUGAAGGAGGGAGGGAGAGAGUGCCCAACAGACACAGAUGGACAGACAGCACAAACGAGUGUAUCACCUGCACCUGCAAUCUGGGCUACAUCGAGUGUGAGAUAGAGGAGUGUGUCCCGCUGGUGUGUGACGACGGUUGGGUGCAGGUCAAACCACCAGGGAAAUGCUGCUACGAGUGCCAAGACUCUGGCGCGGCGUGUGAGUACCAGGGAGAGGUGUAUGUGAGUAAUGAGCACUGGGAGGAGGACGAGUGCACCAGCUGCACGUGUGUGUCAGGAGAGGUUCACUGCCAGACGGAGCGAUGCCCCCCAACCAACUGCGCAGCUGACGAGACCCCAGCUCUGAUCCCAGGUAUGUGCUGUCCCCACUGCCUGCCCCGUCCGGCCACCUGCAUCGCCUUCGGGGACCCCCACUACCGCAGCUUCGAUGGCAGGAUGGUCAACUUCCAGGGCUCCUGCACCUAUGUGCUGACCGAGGACUGCCAUGGGGGAGACUUCAGUAUUCACGUCACCAAUGAUGCACGUGGUCGUAAGGGCGUGUCCUGGACCAAAGAGGUGACCCUGUUCAUUGCUGACAUCACUGUUAGCCUACUGCAGAACUGGGUUGUCAUGGUGGACUCUGAGGUGGUGUCUCUGCCCUACCUGAAGGAGCCCUAUGUUUACAUCGAACGGAAAACCAACACCAUCCUCCUGAACACUAACAUCGGUCUGAAGGUUCAGUGGAACGGUCGCUCCCACCUGGAGGUGAGUGUCCCGGGGACGUACAAGAAGCGCACGUGUGGUCUGUGCGGAAACUUCAACAACUACCAGCAGGACGACCUCCGACUCCGCAGUGGGCAGACCACCUCCUCAGAGGCGGCCUUCGGCAACAACUGGAGGGUGGGCGGGGCCAACUCCAGCGCGUGUGUGUUGGAGGCUGAGGAUGUGAGCCCGUGCCGGUCUGCGGGUUAUUCCGCCCGCAAGUCCGCCAACGCUCGCUGUGCGGUUCUCAAGGGUUCCAUGUUUGAGCCGUGCCACAAGGUGGUUCCGCCCGAGAUGUUCUAUGCGGCGUGUGUGUACGACCUGUGCGCGUGCGGCGCCAACAGCGAGGAGUGUGUGUGUGACGCGCUCGAGGCCUACGCGUCAGAGUGCCGGGAGGCCGGGGUCAAACUGCAGUGGAGGUCAUCCUCACUGUGUGCGGUGGGCUGCCCGGUGGACCGCGGUUUCGUGUUUGACGAGUGUGGCCCUCCGUGCGCCGUGACGUGUGUGACGCGGGCGGUGCCCCUGGGCGUGAUCGAGGCCCGGUGCUUCAAGCCGUGCGUGCCAGGCUGCCAGUGCCCAGCGGGCAGAGUUCUCCAUGACAACCACUGCAUCCACCCCGACAAGUGCCCCAAAGUCAUACACAACACCACCUAACACACACACACACUCACUCACACACACACACACACACACACACACACACACACACAC